AUGAAUAACUACAAACUAAUAAAAACAUUGUCAGAGAAUAAAACUAUUGGUGAAGAUGAAUCUACAAGACAUCUAAGUGAGUUAGCAGAUGCUAAAAUAUCCUUAAUUAAAGUGGCACAUGUUUCUCCUAUUAAUUUUCUAAGCCUUAGAGAGAGAUUUGGGUAAAUUUCCGAUUAAUAUCCAUUACCAAUUAAAUUCUAAUAAUUAUUAUAAACAAUGAGAAAUAUCGAAUAAAUGUAUUGGAAAAAGAGAUAACCACUUAUAUUUGACAUAAAAACUAAUUCCAUCAAAAUAUUAUAAAUUGGAUAAUUGUUAAAACUAGAUAAAGAUUUAUAUGAGAUAAAGAUUUUAAAUAAAUCAAUUGAGCUUAUUAUGAAUGACAUUCCUAUAGAAAAUUUACCUUAAUUUUAGCCUUUUUAAAGUAAGUUGCCUGCAAUAUUUGAAAGUAGAAUUGCUUCAAUAAGAAAUAAAUUGGAUGAUUUAGUCUAAAAAGUUCAUGAAAAUUAUUUAAGAUUGAUUGGAGAAGAGGCCUUUCUUGAAUGUUCUCAAGAAUUUAAGAUUUAUUAUCCUGCAUUUGAUAUGAAUCUAGUAUUAGACAUCUCACCUGCAUAAUUGCCAUUUCAAAUAUACUCUGAUGAGCAGAGAGAUUAAAUUAAGUAAAUUUUAGAAACGACGAUUAAGUAUUUCAAUUAAAGAUCGGUUUCAUUUGUUUAUUAUAAUAAUUUAAUACACCAUUUACUUAAUAAAAUACCAAUGAAUAAAGAAAUUAUGGAGAAAUCAUUAAUGUUUUUGAUUAAAAUCCAGCCAGAUUUCUUGCAGAUAACUAAUGCAAAAAAAGAACAAUUAAAAAGUAAAUGGAUAGUGUAGAUUAAUAAAUUGAGUACAGAAUAAAAAUAGAUAGAAUCACUUAAGAUGUAUUUCUAUUGA
Molecule: messenger RNA, 927 nt
Organism: Paramecium tetraurelia
Lineage: Eukaryota; Ciliophora; Oligohymenophorea; Peniculida; Parameciidae
Exons: 1
Source: RefSeq, a predicted model, not a curated record